This is a messenger RNA of Fusarium odoratissimum NRRL 54006, 2980 nucleotides long. RefSeq lists its product as uncharacterized. The coding region runs from base 164 to 2500 and encodes 778 amino acids. Lineage: Eukaryota; Fungi; Ascomycota; Sordariomycetes; Hypocreales; Nectriaceae. Gene Ontology annotation, biological process: positive regulation of transcription from RNA polymerase II promoter by galactose; DNA-templated transcription. Gene Ontology annotation, cellular component: nucleus. Gene Ontology annotation, molecular function: DNA-binding transcription factor activity, RNA polymerase II-specific; zinc ion binding; RNA polymerase II cis-regulatory region sequence-specific DNA binding. The transcript has 2 exons. The record is from RefSeq and is a predicted model, not a curated record.
CUUCACCUUUUGCCCCCGAGUUCCCGCCUUUCUCACCUCUAACCCGACUUCCGACAUACUCGAAAGAAUAUUAAAUGAAAGGACAGACUCGAUUGACUGGUUACACUGGGAUACUCAUCAACGCGACGCGACAAAGGGGGCAGACGGAACCCCUGUUUUAGCCAUGGCCCAGGCACGUGAACCCAAAGGCGUAAAGAAAUCCAGCACUUCAACCGGAGAAACCGGAAAACGGAGGACACCAUAUGCUCUGCGCGCAUGCGACGCAUGUAGAAGACGAAAGGGAAAAUGCGACGGACGACAGCCAUGCAGGCACUGCUCAAGCCGAAACCAAAAUUGCAGUUACAGCAGCAGUCUUGAGAAUAAUAGCUCCAGUCUUGAGAGUGACGAUUGGCACCCAACUACAACGACAGCAGCGCCUCCAGCGCCCGUCAUUACUGACCCGAUCCCUGCGACUACGAACCGUGAUUGCACAACUUCAGGGACCUCAUGUCAGACGAAUCAAGCUGCGAUUGUUGAUAUGCUCUCUAGUCUUCAGGAGCAAUUAAAUAGCUUGGCGUCGCAAGUGCAAUACUCGAGUAACCAGGAACAAACGAAUCUUCCAUCGCCAAUGACCAUGAUUGCUGCGACACGGCCCCGCGACCCUAAUCCUAACGCAAAUCCCAAUACAAUACCCAUCAUCAGUCACAGUUACACUGAAUCCACCACCGAUGAUCAGAGCUCAACGCCAAAAUCCUCACGAACAACCGCCUCUCAACAUUUCUACGGCCCAACAUGUCCAGACUACGCAUUGAACGUGGGACAACUAAAACUCCGACGAAAUAGCUGUCCAGGCCCACCACUUCAACAAAAGCAAUUACAACUUGCCAGUAUUCACGAAGACGACGCUUCCGACGAAGCAGAUCAGAACGAUGGGCAAAAUACACAAUUCUCCGUCUCACCGCGCACAAUCGACAAAGGCGAUCCAGCCAUGCUUUUGACAUUCCGCUCAAUUAUGGGGUUGCAAGACGCCACUCAGCUUUUGUACAUUUAUCAAGAAGUUGUCGGUGAACUUCAUCCCGUUGUUGAUAUCGAUGCGCUCAUCAUGCAGACGCGCUCGUGGUAUGCUGAAGCUGGUGCUGGAAUCUGGGAUGUUCUGGCGUCGAGCACUGGAGCUGCUACGUACGAGUUGUUAUUGAUAUUGAACUUGUGCUUGGCUAUUGCUUUGAGGGCUGAUGGAAACCCUUCGAGCUCGAAUACGGAGACUUUGUUGAGGGAUAGUUUUCAGGAUGCUGUAAAUGCGAAGCUGGCCGCACCCGCUAAUAGCAUUCAGCAUGCGACCAUAAUAUUCCUCAAGGGCUGGUAUGACUUCUUCCAAGAGAUGCCCCGCUCAGCUUGGCGCAUGUGCGGUAUCGCAGGUCGCAUGCUGAUGGAACUUGGUCUCCAUAACGCCGAAGUCUUCAGACAUACAGUCAAGACAGAGGCUCAGCGCACAGAAGCUUGCACUCUCAUCAGCAGUAUUGUCAUCCUUGAUCGGCAAUGGAGCUACGCAACGGGUCUACCGACACACUUCCAAGACAAGAGCUUCAGCUCCAUGUCAACAUCGUCUGUCAAAAAUCCAUACCUCAAGGCCAUGCUCUCUUUCAUCCUGAUAAGCGAUCGCUUCAGCGAACCUAUAUCGAACGCCGCAAAAGGUGAAGGAUAUAACGAUGAAAACUCAUUUGAGUUGAUGAGCUUUCAGAUCGAGCAGUGGAGAAAGAAAGCUGUUGGUGAUUACACCGUUGCAAACUGUCAGACGUGGCAUACAGAUCCAUCAACUCGUCCGCCAACCUGGACGAUUUUACUAAAUCUCCGAGCGGAAUCCGUUCGGAGUCAACUCCUUAAACCAUUCUUCUUCUCAGAGUUGGAUAUUGAGAUUACAAAGAACCACGUUCGAUCGGCAACUGAUCGAGUUUACGAUAUCAUUCAUGUCUUGCACACGCUUGACGUGACUACUGAUAUUUACCGCAAACAGCAUCCACAUUACCAGCAUAUACUGGCAUGCACCGCUGGUCUAGCAUUUCUGCUCAUCGCUUUCAUAAAGCAAAACAGAGCAACGAUGCUGCCAAGCCUAACCCCCGAUCUCAUUGAAUCUCUCGGCGGCAGUUUCAGCAUGUGCGUGACCCUCACAACAAAAUAUACCCACCGCUCGCGCUCCGCACGUCGUCUCGCCAAGCGCCUCAUCGAAAUGCGGCGUAACCUUCUCAGCCUGGGAAUUCUAAACCCAGCGAGUCCAGGAAGCCACGAGGGUCUAGAUAACGUCACAGAGUCAAUCAGAAGAGCAAGUCUCGCACAGCCAGUUGGGGAUUUCCAGCCUUAUGCGGAGUACUCGCCGCCUUUUAAUAACGGGGUCGUUCCGGGUGGAUUUGCAGUGGCUGGGACGGUAAUUUCGGAUACGGAUAUGCAGAUGGGCUGGGAGGAUUCGCUAAGGUUGCAGUGGCCUAUUGGGGAUGUUAAUCACAUGUUUUCGGAGAGUAUAUUUUGAUUACGGUUAGCGUCAGGAAUGAAUUAUGAUGAUUAUGAUCCCGUAGCCGAUGAUUCGCAAUUCCGGAUAAUGUUGAAGAUAGCGGGCGGGUAUGGGGUUCAGGAACGGAUCCGGGUGCGGUAUCCGCUUCGCGGGCCGCUGGUCAGCUGAAGGCUUAUCACUUGAGGCUCACGGCGGAAAAGGUAUCUCAUUCAGCUGAUAACAACCGACUUGGCUAUCAGUGGCGCCAGUUGGCAAUACCAAGAAUAUGAUAGACAUACGUUGGGUAAUACAGCGUGAAGAAUGAGACUCAGUUCCGACUCUCCCUCAACGAUGCAGCCGUAUGUGAUGGAAUACCCAGUUGAAGAUUAAGGGUUGAGGUUGAAGGAAUAAUGAUUGGGAAGAUGGAUAAACUCAAUUUCAUAUCAUUCUGAACGCUAAACUCAACCUAGUUGUUCUCAUAACUAAUCAAUCCAUCAAUGGUACCAGCAUGCAACCCGC